AUGUAUUUGGAUGUUGCCGAUUCACAAAGUUUGCCUUAUGGGUGGAGUAGAUAUGCACAGUUUAGCUUGGCCGUGGUUAAUCAAAUUCAUCAUAAGUACUCAGUCAGAAAAGAUGUGUUGGUGAAUCAAACUGUGGAGGAAGGGUGGAGUUGGGAUAUACCAUUUCAUGAUGGUUUUAAUGAUUGGGAGAUGGAGUUGCAUCAGUUCAAUGCGCGAGAAAGUGAUUGGGGCUUCACGUCCUUUAUGCCUCUUGGCGAACUAUACGAUCCUAGUAGAGGUUAUCUUGUCAAUGAUUCUAUCAUAAUUGAAGCUGAGGUUCUACUUCGUAGGGUUGUGGAUUAUUGGACUUACGACUCAAAAAAGGAGACUGGUUAUGUUGGACUUAAGAACCAAGGAGCAACAUGUUACAUGAACUCACUUCUCCAAACUCUAUUCCAUAUUCCUUAUUUUAGGAAGGCUGUGUACCAUAUGCCUACAACUAAAAAUGAUUUGCCAUCAGCUAGCAUUCCUUUGGCUCUGCAGAGCCUAUUUUACAAGCUCCAGUACAGUGACAACAAUGUUGCAACAAAAGAGCUGACCAAGUCUUUUGGAUGGGACACAUAUGAUUCUUUUAUGCAGCAUGAUGUGCAAGAACUUAAUAGGGUUCUUUCUGAAAAACUUGAAGACAAAAUGAAGGGAACUGUUGUAGAGGGAACAAUACAGAAGUUAUUUGAAGGGCAUCAUAUGAGCUACAUUGAAUGCAUUAAUGUGGAUUACAAAUCAACAAGGAAGGAAUCAUUUUAUGAUCUUCAGCUUGAUGUCAAAGGUUGUCGGGAUGUUUAUGCCUCAUUUGAUAAAUAUGUGGAAGUCGAACGUCUUGAGGGUGAUAAUAAAUAUCACGCUGAAUACUAUGGAUUGCAGGUUAGUUGCUACUUGCCAGUAUGCAUCUUUAUACUGUAA
Messenger RNA from Quercus robur (English oak), 939 nucleotides. RefSeq names its product ubiquitin C-terminal hydrolase 12-like. The coding region runs from base 1 to 939 and encodes 312 amino acids. Gene Ontology annotation, molecular function: cysteine-type deubiquitinase activity; protein binding; cysteine-type endopeptidase activity. The transcript has 6 exons. Lineage: Eukaryota; Viridiplantae; Streptophyta; Magnoliopsida; Fagales; Fagaceae. Gene Ontology annotation, biological process: regulation of protein stability; protein deubiquitination. The record is from RefSeq and is a predicted model, not a curated record. Gene Ontology annotation, cellular component: nucleus; cytosol.